GCGCGUCCAAGCGCCCCCUUACUCCCUGCUCGUCAUGUCCGCCCGCACCAGCCCCAGCGGCCUCGGCGGCCCCAGCGACGAGUCCUCUCUCCUCGACAAGCUCGAUCAGUUCGCCCCCGCACCCCUCAAAAGCUUCGACGCCUUCCCCAAGCUGCCGUCCACCUACAAGUCGCGCUCCGAGUCCCGCGGCUUUCUUACCCUCUUCGUCGGCCUCCUUGCCUUCUUGCUCGUCCUGAACGACAUCGGCGAAUUCGUCUGGGGUUGGCCGGACUACGAAUUUAGCGUGGACCGCGAUGCGGAGAGCUUCAUGAAGGUGAACGUCGAUCUCGUGGUCAACAUGCCUUGCAAAUAUCUGAGCGUCGAUCUCAGAGACGUCAUGGGGGACAGGAUGUAUCUUAGCAAGGGUUUCCGUCGGGACGGGACCCUCUUCGACAUCGGUCAGGCUACUACGCUCAAGGAACACGCCGAAGCGCUCUCCGCUCGCCAGGCUGUCUCCCAAUCUCGCAAAUCCCGCGGCUUCUUCUCGCUCUUCAAACGCGCCCCGCCGACGUACAAGCCGACAUACAACUACCAGCCCGAUGGGAGCGCGUGCCGGGUCUAUGGGUCGCUCGACGUGAAGAAGGUGACGGCGAACCUGCACAUCACGACGCUCGGUCACGGCUACGCGAGCUCGGUCCACGUGGACCACAACGCGAUCAACAUGUCACACGUCAUCACUGAGUUCUCUUUUGGGCCCUAUUUCCCCGAGAUAACCCAGCCGCUCGACAACUCAUUCGAGAUCACACCAAGCCCCUUCACGGCGUACCAGUAUUUUCUCCGCGUCGUGCCGACGACCUACGUCGCCCCGCGCUCCGACCCGCUCAUCACGAACCAGUACAGCGUCACAUACUACACCCGCGUGCUUGAGCACAACCGCGGCACGCCCGGCAUCUUCUUCAAGUUCGACAUGGAGCCCAUGCGGCUCACGAUCCAUCAGCGCACAACCACCCUUGCGCAAUUCCUCAUCCGGUGCGUGUCCUGGGCCGGCGUCGUCGGCGGCGUAUUCGUCUGCAGCGCCUGGGCCCUCCGCAUCACCACGCGCGCCGUCACCCUCGUCGCCGGGCCCUCCGACGAGGACACCAUCGCGCCCACCCCCGACUCAGCCGCCACGCGCGCCUCGGGGCUCCGCCGCAAAUGGGUCGGUGGCGCCCUCCGCGCGCGCCCCGCCUCGGGCACUGGCCAGGGCCGCGUCGUGCGCCAGGGCAACAGCUGGGUC
Heterobasidion irregulare TC 32-1 is the source of this 1255-nucleotide messenger RNA. RefSeq lists its product as uncharacterized. Gene Ontology annotation, biological process: endoplasmic reticulum to Golgi vesicle-mediated transport; retrograde vesicle-mediated transport, Golgi to endoplasmic reticulum. The annotation marks the transcript as partial. NCBI's taxonomy places the organism in Eukaryota, Fungi, Basidiomycota, Agaricomycetes, Russulales, Bondarzewiaceae. The record is from RefSeq and is a predicted model, not a curated record. The transcript has 7 exons. Gene Ontology annotation, cellular component: Golgi membrane; endoplasmic reticulum; endoplasmic reticulum membrane.